This is a messenger RNA of Betta splendens (Siamese fighting fish), 1696 nucleotides long. RefSeq names its product SET and MYND domain containing 1a (gene smyd1a). The coding region runs from base 127 to 1587 and encodes 486 amino acids. Lineage: Eukaryota; Metazoa; Chordata; Actinopteri; Anabantiformes; Osphronemidae. Gene Ontology annotation, cellular component: nucleus. The record is from RefSeq and is a predicted model, not a curated record. The transcript has 10 exons. Gene Ontology annotation, molecular function: protein binding.
UGCCGCUGCUGGGAGACGUCAUGGACGUAUUUUUGGCUGCAGCAGGAGUUGGGUUAAAGGCAGAGUGACUUUGUGCAGCUCCUCAUCCUGAGCCGCCUCCUUCCUGAGCCUGGGCUUGCGUUCGCGAUGACUCUAGGGAACAUGGAGAGCGUUGUUCUGUUUGAUGCCGGGGCCAAAGGUCGAGGCCUAAAGGCCAAGAAGGAGCUGAGUCCCGGGGAAGUGGUGUUUGCUGAGCCCAGCUUCGCGGCUGUGGUCUUUGACAGUUUGGCCACUCAGGUUUGCCACAGCUGUUUCCGGCAGAAGGCCAACUUGCACAGAUGUGCUCAGUGCAAGUUUGCCCACUACUGCGACCGUACGUGCCAGACUGCAUGCUGGGAGGAACACAAGCAGGAAUGUGCAGCCAUCAAGAAGAUCAUCACUGCGCCGAGCCAGAGCGUCCGUCUGGCAGCUCGUGUGCUGUGGCGCAUACACAGGAGCACGGGCCUGGCGUCGGACACUCAGCUGAUCCCGGUGGACCAGCUGGAGGACCACGUGGCCGACAUGUCCCACGACGACCGCGAGCGGCUCAGGACCGACGUGUACGGUUUCCUGGAGUACUGGUCCUGUGGGAGGAAGCAACACUCCGUCGACUACAUCUCCAAGAUCUUUGGCAUCAUCCAGUGCAACGCCUUCACGCUCAGCGACCAGAGAGGCCUGCGGGCUGUUGGGAUGGGGCUCUUCCCCAACCUCUGCCUGGUCAACCAUGACUGCUGGCCCAACUGCACUGUCAUCCUCAACCACGGCAAUCAGUCGGCUGUGAGCGCUGCCUUCCACUCUCAGAGCAGGAUUGAGCUGCGAGCCCUGGGGAGGAUCCCAGAGGGCGAGGAGCUGACCGUCGCCUACGUGGACUUUCUGGACCUGUCUGCUGAACGCAGGAAGAAGCUGAAGGAGCGAUUCUUCUUCGAGUGCGCCUGCCAGCACUGCAGCCAGCACACGAGGGACGACCUGAUGAUGGCCGCUGCAGACAGCAAACCCGCGGCCGACAAGGUGAAGGAGGUGACGGCCUUCAGCAAAGAGUGUCUGGAGAGGAUUGAGAAGUGUCGCAUUAACGGGAACUACCACGAGGUGGUGAAGCUGUGCCACGAAUGCCUGGAGAAGCAGGAGAACGUCCUGGCCGACACUCACCUGUACAAGCUGCGUGUGCUCAGCGUGGCCAGCGAGGCGCUCUCGUACCUGAGGUCCUUCACGGAGGCCGCAGGCUACGCCCACAGGAUGGUGGAGGGAUACAGGAAGCUGUACCACCCAAACAACGCCCAGCUGGGCAUGGCCACGAUGCGUGCAGGCGUCACCCACUGGCACGCCGGCCAGAUUGAGGAGGGCCACAGCCUGAUCUGCCAGGCCUACGGCCUCCUCAUGGUCACCCACGGCCCCAACCACUCCAUCACCAAGGACCUGGAGUCCAUCCGUGCGCAGACGGAGCUGGAGCUGAAGAUGUUCAGGCAGGAUGAGGACGCCUACCACACCAUGAGGGAGGCGGCGUUCCAGAAGCAGCCGAUCGCUUGCAGCAUCUCUGCUGAAGAGUCCAAAGGCUCCAUACGCAAGCUGUGAUCAUCCUCACCGGCACAGAACAGGCCAUAACUGAUGCAGAACCUGUCGCUGCACCAGUUAUGGCGUGUGGAUGUAUUUACAGUGUCUACAAUACAUAGAGACGUGCUGA